ACCUGUUACGUCACAGCGUGUAUAUAAAGCUUGGGCGUUUGCGCAGCUCUUUUCCGUGUCUCCAUCUUCUGUCACUGAGCAGAUCACGAUCCAUCCAACAUGUCUCUGUUUGCAGAGUUUCUUCAGCAGAUUACGUACACGGGUGUGCCUGACGACACUGGGUGUCAGGGGACUAUUAGACCAUUCCCUCAGUUUAACCCAGGAGGAGAUGCAGCCAUUCUGGACCAAGCCAUCAAGACAAAGGGUGUGGACGAAGACACCAUCAUCAAUGUUCUGGUGAAGCGGACCAACGAACAGAGGCAGCAGAUCAAAGCUGCAUAUCAGAAGGCCGCUGGCAAGCCCCUCGAUGUAGCUCUAAAAGCAGCACUGAAGGGUGAGCUGGAGGAUGUGGUACUGGCUUUGCUCAGGACUCCUGCUCAGUAUGAUGCCCAGCAGCUCAAACUUGCCAUGAAGGGCUUGGGCACAGAUGAGGACACCUUGGUUGAGAUUUUGUCCUCCAGAACCAAUAAGGAGAUUCGAGACAUCAAGAACGCCUACAAGGAGGAGUUCAAGAAGGACCUGGAGGCUGACAUUAAGUCUGACACAGGUGGACACUUCAGAGAUGGUCUUUUGGCUCUCUGCAAGGCUACCAGAAGUGAGGACAGGACUGUGCAAGAGGAUGUGGCAGACAAAGAUGCCAGGGACCUCUAUGAAGCAGGAGAGAAGAGGAAAGGCACUGACUGCUCAGUCUUCAUCAACAUCCUGACCAGCAGGAGCGCUCCGCACCUCAGAAAAGUGUUUGAGCGUUAUUCAAAGUACAGUAAAGCUGAUGUGGCCAAAGCAAUCGACCUGGAGCUGAAGGGAGACAUCGAGAACCUUUUGAUUAGUGUUGUGAAAUGUGCCGGAAGCAAGCCUGCUUACUUUGCUGAGAAACUCAACCUGGCAAUGAAGGGCUCUGGCUACAAAGGGAAGAUCCUGACCCGCAUCAUGGUGAGCCGCUCGGAGAUCGACAUGGAACAGAUCAAGGUCGAAUACAAGAAGAAAUAUGGCAAGACUCUCUACAAGGACAUUCUGGACGACACCAAAGGUGACUACGAGAAGAUCCUGCUGGCGUUGUGCGGAAGUGACCAGUAAACCUCUCUGCUCGCAUUUCUGCUUUGUUUUUUUACUACUGCCAUAUACAAUAGAGAGAAUUAAGUGAUGUCAUCAUGUGCAUUUGUAAUUAAAGAAGGCAGUUUCUUUAAGUGCCA
Hemibagrus wyckioides is the source of this 1229-nucleotide messenger RNA. It is a transcript of the gene anxa1a, whose product is annotated as annexin A1a. The record is from RefSeq and is a predicted model, not a curated record. The transcript has 13 exons. Gene Ontology annotation, biological process: positive regulation of neutrophil apoptotic process; neutrophil clearance; regulation of leukocyte migration. Gene Ontology annotation, cellular component: plasma membrane; cytoplasm. NCBI's taxonomy places the organism in Eukaryota, Metazoa, Chordata, Actinopteri, Siluriformes, Bagridae. Gene Ontology annotation, molecular function: cadherin binding involved in cell-cell adhesion; calcium ion binding; phospholipase A2 inhibitor activity. The coding region runs from base 100 to 1113 and encodes 337 amino acids.